Messenger RNA from Ictalurus furcatus (blue catfish), 1053 nucleotides. Its product is annotated as extracellular calcium-sensing receptor-like. Gene Ontology annotation, molecular function: G protein-coupled receptor activity. Gene Ontology annotation, cellular component: membrane. NCBI's taxonomy places the organism in Eukaryota, Metazoa, Chordata, Actinopteri, Siluriformes, Ictaluridae. The transcript is spliced from 2 exons. Gene Ontology annotation, biological process: G protein-coupled receptor signaling pathway. The annotation marks the transcript as partial. The record is from RefSeq and is a predicted model, not a curated record.
ACAAUAAAAAAUGGUUUUCAGGUGCCAGUAUCUGUGUGCAGUCACAGUUGUCCCCCAGGCACAAGGAAGGCUGUGCAGAAAGGAAGACCAAUCUGCUGCUUUGACUGUAUACCAUGUGCAGAGGGGGAAAUCAGUAAUAUAACAGAUUCUAUUACUUGCAUCAAGUGCCCUCCUGAUCUGUGGUCUAAUAACAAGAAAACUAUCUGUGUCUUAAAGCUGGUGGAAUUCCUGUCAUUUGCAGAAAUAAUGGGAAUCAUUCUUGUAUCAUUUUCUUUGUUAGGGGUAUCUUUCACCAUCUGCAUUGCAGUAAUUUUCUUUAAACACAAGGACACACCAAUUGUUAGAGCAAAUAAUUCUGAACUGAGCUUCUUGCUGCUUUUUUCACUAACUCUCUGUUUCCUCUGUUCACUUACUUUUAUUGGUGAGCCCUCAGAGUGGUCCUGUAUGCUGCGCCACACAGCAUUUGGGAUCACCUUUGUUCUCUGUAUCUCCUGCCUUUUGGGGAAAACCAUAGUUGUGUUAAUGGCCUUCAGGGCUACACUUCCAGGUAGUGAUGUCAUGAAAUGGUUUGGGCCUCAACAGCAGAGACUGAGUGUUCUCGCCUUGACUCUUGUACAAGUCAUUAUUUGUGCACUUUGGUUAAAAAUAUCCCCUCCUUUUCCAUACAAUAAUAUGAACUACUACAAUGAAAAGAUUAUAUUAGAAUGUAAUGUAAGCUCAGCUGUAGGUUUUUGGGCCGUGCUGGGUUAUAUAGGACUCCUGGCUCUUUUGUGUUUUAUUUUGGCUUUUCUGGCCCGGAAGUUGCCUGACAAUUUCAAUGAAGCCAAAUUCAUCACAUUCAGCAUGCUCAUAUUCUGUGCAGUUUGGAUCACCUUUAUUCCUGCUUAUGUCAGCUCUCCUGGAAAAUUCACUGUAGCUGUAGAGAUAUUUGCCAUUUUAGCUUCAAGCUUUGGCUUACUAAUCUGCAUAUUUGUUCCAAAGUGUUAUAUAAUCAUACUGAAACCAGGUAAAAAUACUAAAAAGCAAAUGAUGGGUAAAGCACCUGCUAAAUGA